UUUCGCGCCAAAAUUUUGUUUCAUUGUUCCUUCGUCGCGGACAGUGAGUGCAGUUCUGUUUUAUCUCGGACAUCAAGAACGAAAAUAAAUAUAGAUGAAAAUUUCAUCGAUAACCAAAGUGUGAUCAUGGUAGCUGUGGGUGUUGGCGCCAUGGUAGGAGCCGCAGGUUUCUAUCUUUAUCGACAGCUGUUUGGAGACAGCGGUCGUACGUUUCUACAACAGGAUACUGGCGUACAAAAUGCGUCCAACCGACAAUCCAGGAGGAGUAAUCCCCACUGUUCUCAAGUGGCACUCAGCGUAACCACUGAGGCUGAAACAGAUAAAGUUGACAACGUUCUGGAAUUUUCACCAGAGAACGAAACCUCUGAAGAGGAGACCAGCGAUGCUGUGACUCUUGAAUAUAUAGAUUUGCUAAUUUAUGAUGUCACCUCACAUGAAGACAGCACUAAGGCAUAUGGCUUGCUUUUGGAAUUGGUGAAGAAGUUUGGUGAUGAUGACGACAUACUAUGGAGACUAGCAAAAACAUGCUAUGGUUUGGCCAUCCAAUAUGAACGUAUGUCCAACAAGGAAGAGUACAAAGAAAUGAUAUAUAAAGGUGUUGAGUAUGGCCAGAAGGCCAUAGAUAUUAAUGAGUGGAACGGUAAUGCACACAAAUGGUUUGCCGUGUGUGUGGGAAUAAGAGGGCAAUUACAAGGAGUUACAGGAAAACUAAUGGACAGUCAAUUAUUCAAAAUUCAUCUAGAUAAAGCUUUAACUAUUAACCCUACAGAUCCAACUCUUCAUCAUCUCCGAGGCAGAUAUCACCUUGAGAUGUACAAGCUCUCUUCUGUCGAGCAGAUGAUAGCCACCACAUUGUUUGGUGCUCCACCAGAGGUUUCUCUGAGGACUGCUCUCUCAUCAUUGUUUGAAGCAGAAAAACACAAUAAGAAGGGAUGGAAAGCAAAUACAUUACUGAUUGCUAAGUGCUACCUGGAAAUCCCUAAUCUCCAAAAGGGUCUCGAUUGGCUCAAAAUAGCAAAGAAAAUGCCAGUUCAUAGUUCCCAGGAUGCAGAAGCUGAUGAGGACAUAGACAUAGUUUUGGGGCUGUUUUUCUUAAAUUAAAAAACAGUUAGUAGCAGUCGUGGGACUGCCGA
Molecule: messenger RNA, 1133 nt
Organism: Homalodisca vitripennis (glassy-winged sharpshooter)
Lineage: Eukaryota; Metazoa; Arthropoda; Insecta; Hemiptera; Cicadellidae
Product: regulator of microtubule dynamics protein 1-like
Exons: 8
Coding region: 127-1101 (324 amino acids)
Cellular component (GO): mitotic spindle pole; spindle microtubule; cytoplasm
Molecular function (GO): microtubule binding
Source: RefSeq, a predicted model, not a curated record